Molecule: messenger RNA, 480 nt
Organism: Mercurialis annua (annual mercury)
Lineage: Eukaryota; Viridiplantae; Streptophyta; Magnoliopsida; Malpighiales; Euphorbiaceae
Exons: 1
Coding region: 1-480 (159 amino acids)
Molecular function (GO): RNA-DNA hybrid ribonuclease activity; nucleic acid binding
Source: RefSeq, a predicted model, not a curated record
AUGAUUCAUUGGAAAGCUCCUCCUGAAGGGUGGCUCAAGGUAAAUACCGAUGCGGCGGUAUUUCCAGGUAGGCAGCGGAUUGGGAUUGGUAUUGUUGUCCGUGAUUGGUUGGGUAAUAUUGUGCUAGCUAGGCAGUGUAGCAUGUUCGGUUGUUACUCUCCCCGUCUAGCUGAAAUUAUGGGGAUCCGGGAGGCUCUUAGUUGGCUAAAAGGCGAAGAUAAUAUUAUUGUAGAGUCGGAUACGAUGGAUGUAAUUCGGGAGAUAAGAAAUCCGAGUAUUGUGGAGCUAGAAAUGCUAGUGGAGGACUGUUUGGAGCUUAUAAAGCAGUUUGAUAAUAUUUGUUUUAUUUUCGUGGGACGAUGUGCGAAUCAGGCAGCGCAUGUUUUAGCGCAAUAUGUCAGUUCCAUUUCAGGUCAUCAGGAGUGGGCUUGUCACUUUCCUGAAUUUCUCACAACUGUAACUGCUUCUGAUAUGAUUUAA